AUGUACCAGCAGGAGGAGGAGGCGGAGGGGGACGACGACGACGACGAAGCGCAGAAGCCAGAGAAGCCGCCGCCCCGCCCGACCGCCUGCGACACCGCGGCGUCCGGGUCACAGGGAGAAGACAGAGGAGCCAAAGGCCGAUUAUCCACUUUGAGGAGUUUCAUUUCAACCAUUAAUCAGAAGAAAGAGGGAGCUGAGAGCAGAGGAUCCCCUCCUCCACUUGCUGCACCUAGCAUCAAAAAUGGGAGAGAGCGACCACCGAUUUGCCUUGAUGUGAGACAAAAACAACGUGUCUCUCCAGACGCUUUGCCUCCUGAAAUGAAGGCACCAACCCCUGCAGAACCUGCCCUCCCUCUCCUCAACAAAACUAUUCAAAACUUUCAGGAGAAUGUGGAGAAAGUUAAGUCAUCCGGAGAAUGGAAAGCUGUACAUGAUUUUUAUCUAACAACAUUUGAUUCUUUCUUGCAACUAAAUGCUGCAUUUAAGAAAGAUGCCAAUGCUCCAUUUAAUACCACUGAGGAUUCUGGGAUCAAUGCUCAGUUUGUGAAUGCUGUGUAUGAUGCCUUAUUAAAUACUCCUCAAGAUAUUCAGAAGUCAGUACUAAAGGGAAUCAUUAACAGUCUAUUAAUGGAAUGGAAAGGGCCGCGAAUAAAAGAUGAUCUUAGAGCAUACUUUAUACUUUUACAGAAUCCUCAGUUUAGCAUGACAUCUACUUAUGUCAUCUAUGCUCACUUACUAAGGCAGAUAGCCACCUUACCCGAAGCUGAUCAUCAUUUCUUGGUUCACUGGUUUAAAAACCUAUCACAGAAGAGAUUCAAGCAGUUGGUAGACAGAUUGCUGCAGUUUAUUUCUCUUCGCCUGUUUCCUGCAAAGCCUGAAGAACUCCCGCCCAUGAUAAAAUGUUCCUGGUGGAUUCCUUCCGCUACCAAAGUCUUGGCUUUACUUAGUGCUGCAAACAGCCUAGUUAAUCCUCCUAUUAUCCCUUACACUGAUUUCUAUAAUUCUACACUGGAUCACAUUGAUCUUCUGGAAGAGUAUCAUACUUGGCAGAACUAUGCCUCUCAUAGGUUUUCCUUUUGUCAGUACCCAUUCAUUAUUUCUAUAGCUGCAAAAAAAGUCAUCAUUCAGAGGGAUUCAGAGCAACAGAUGAUCACCAUUGCACGGCAAAGCCUGGUGGACAAAGUAUCUCGGAGGCAGAGACCUGACAUGAAUAUGUUAUUUCUAAAUAUGAAAGUAAGGAGAACGCAUCUGGUUAGCGAUUCACUUGAUGAGCUAACACGAAAAACAGCGGAUUUGAAAAAGAAACUGAAGGUUACAUUUGUAGGGGAGGCUGGCCUCGAUAUGGGCGGCUUGACAAAGGAAUGGUUCCUUCUUCUAAUUCGCCAGAUUUUUCAUCCAGACUAUGGUAUGUUUGCUUAUCACAAGGAUUCACACAGUCAUUGGUUUAGCGGCUUUAAAUGUGAUAAUUAUUCUGAAUUCCGAUUGGUUGGAAUUCUUAUGGGACUAGCUGUUUAUAACAGCAAUAACUUGGAUAUUCAUUUCCCACUCUGCUGUUACAAGAAACUGUUGAGUCCUCCCGUUGUUCCCUGUGAUUCCAAUUCGCCUGUAGGCAUCUGCGGUGUUUCAAUAGAUGACCUGUACCAGAUUAUGCCUGAGUUGGCUCAUGGACUCAGUGAACUUUUAUCUUAUGAAGGUAAUGUUGAAGAAGAUUUCUAUUCAACCUUCCAGGUUUUCCAAGAAGAAUUUGGCGUGAUUAAAUCGUACAGUCUAAAACCAGGGGGUGAUAAAAUUCCAGUUACCAACCAGAAUAGGAAAGAAUACGUGCAGCUUUAUAUUGACUUUCUUCUCAACAAAUCCAUUUAUAAACAGUUUGCCGCAUUUUAUUAUGGAUUUCAUAGUGUGUGCGCUUCAAAUGCACUAAUGCUGCUUCGUCCGGAAGAAGUGGAAAUUCUAGUCUGUGGGAGUCCUCAGCUGGAUAUGCAUGCUCUACAGAGAAAUACUCAGUACGAAGGCUAUGUGAAAACUGACCUGACUAUACGAUAUUUUUGGGACGUUGUACUUGAGUUUUCUCUUGAUCUUCAAAAGAAAUUACUGCAUUUUACUACGGGAAGUGACAGAGUCCCCGUGGGAGGGAUGGCUGAUUUGAACUUCAAGAUUUCAAAGAAUGAAACAUCCACCAACUGGUUGCCUGUGGCCCACACCUGCUUCAACCAACUCUGCCUGCCUCCUUACAAGAACAAAAAGGAACUGAGACAGAAGCUGAUCAUUGGCAUUUCCAAUUCAGAAGGUUUCGGUCUAGAGUAACGUGGAGAACCUCGAGUUCGCUGUUUCUAUGUAGCAUUCCCUUUCCUCUUAUUGUGCCUUUGACCUUUCCAUAUUCUUGUCCCCAACGCCCUGCCGGUCUUUCGCAGUUUCAGCCACUGAUACAUUUGAUACAUUUUGAAGCCGAGGCACAGCGCGGCUCUCCGAAGGCCCAAGAGAGACUUUGCUUGACGGAAGACACCGAUAACGAGGACGGGGCUUUGUGUGGGAUCUCUAGAGCUCUGGACUGCUCAUCGCAAUUUGUUUGUAUCACCCACAUUCCACCGGGAAACCAAGUUCAAAAUUAAAGCAUUCCCGGCAGAGUUAAGCAUAGUAGCAGAUUGGGAAUAGUCAACAGCGAAACAUAGAGCUACUCUGCCAUUGAUUAAAAAAAAAAAAGCAUAUAGCCAUAUUUUCAUAUUGAGGCAAACAACAAUUUAACUGUAAAUUAAAUUUACAGUUCUUUUGAUAUUCUCGCUUUCGUUCCGUGAGGAUUAAAUGGGCUGCUAAAGAAGCAUGUACAUAAUUCCUUGAGGAAAUGGGAUUUUGAUAGUGCCAUUUAUUGCUAGAGAUUUAUUUUUACAAAAUAGAUUCAGGGUUUUAGAUGAGCAUGCAGCUUUUACAAAUUAACUGAAAUGAUUGUCCGGUAACGUAACACUGUAAGAGUAACCGCAUUCAGAGAAAUACACUUGUAAGUGUUAGUGUUAGUCCGCAUGCCUAUAGAUUGCAAUCGGCCAGAAAAUAAUCUCGUUGGGAUCCCCCAGUAGAGGGGCUUUUAAAACGAUAAUUGUCCCGCAAGGCAUCUGAUUGUUCAAAAGGAGACUUAGCAGAAGUCCACAGGAAAUGAAUGACAUUCCUGUUGUCUUCUUGUUUGACAGACCCUGCUUAUUGUAACAGCAGCAACUCUAACCUGUGGAACUGUAGAAUCAAUUUUUAUGACAAAAGUGAAGAAAUGAAUGAACAUUUGUGUCAGAAUACCCUAGUGGUCAACCUCUUGGCCUGAAUGUUUGUUUGACUCACUGCUCUCUGAACAAUAGACUAAAUUCAGACGAUUGUUAGUUUGAAUGUAAAGUAGCAAAGUAGCUUCUGAGGGAAACUGCUUGUAAGGUCACUAUGGGAAGUGCAGUUUUUUGUAAAAGAGAAGCUCUUUAUCAGCUUUCUAAAUAUUUUUCUCAAAGACUAGCUAUGAGCUUUGCUUCAGCAAACUCAGAAGUUAUAUUUUUGCAAUAACAGUAAAAUGAUACCAGCAUGCAUUGCCAGCUUAUAACGCACAUGCAAAACAUACUUUAGUUCACCUUUCCCAAAUUUCUCUGAGUUGCGCUGCUUUCUCGUGGCUUCGCUUCUUGCACCCAACCAGCAGACUUCAACCCGGGUGGAGAAAAAAAACUAAUCAACCGAUUCGUCUGUGAUCCUGAAAUGCUCUGUCUGUAUGAAGUGACUGCUUUUACUAUCUGGGGUUCCUAGUUAUCUGUAGUGAUGAGUGUCUUUAAAAAAAAUCCUGAAAGCUUAAAAUAAUUGCUGACUGGUUUAGUUGUUGUUUUUGUUUGUUUUUAAUUCAUAUGCAACUAAAACUACUUCACUGCUGUAUUGCUUGAAUUAGAUUUGGAGACAUGUAAGUCAGUUUAGACUAAUAAGCACAAAUCGUGGGUAAGAAGUCAGAUCGAGACAUUUCCCUUAUGUUGUAAAUAGAGUGUUUGUUUAGUGAUAGAGCAGAGAAAUGGAAAAUGAUUUUGAUGGCUUGUUGUGCACAUGUAACAAUGUGUCUCCUCUGACACAUUCACAAAAGCUGUUCACCGACGAGCCAAAGUACAUUUUAUGAUUUCAGCUCUCAGUUGUCUUGGUAGUUUUUGUUUCCCAUUGUGAUUAAGAGCAAAUUAUAAUGAUUUUAUUUUUUAAUCCCAAAAUUGUACAUUGCCUUUAUUUAUUAAAAGUUCUCCAGUUUUGGUUUACUGUAAGAUAAUACCUCAUUUUAAAAAAAAGCAACCUGCUGUUUUAUUUUCAUUAACUUUAAAAGACCUAGAAAACUCAUGUAGUUGCAUUUUUAUAUUUCCUCCUGUUAAUAAAUGAAGUAUAUUCAAUUUUGCCACA
Messenger RNA from Ornithorhynchus anatinus (platypus), 4389 nucleotides. It is a transcript of the gene HECTD2, whose product is annotated as HECT domain E3 ubiquitin protein ligase 2. Bases 1 to 2304 code for a protein of 767 amino acids. Gene Ontology annotation, molecular function: ubiquitin protein ligase activity. The record is from RefSeq and is a predicted model, not a curated record. Gene Ontology annotation, biological process: protein polyubiquitination. The transcript is spliced from 22 exons. Lineage: Eukaryota; Metazoa; Chordata; Mammalia; Monotremata; Ornithorhynchidae.